Effrenium voratum is the source of this 1047-nucleotide messenger RNA. NCBI's taxonomy places the organism in Eukaryota, Dinophyceae, Suessiales, Symbiodiniaceae. The record is from the annotation of a GenBank genome assembly.
AUGGACACGGCGGUGACCGACGCCGACGUGUCCGUCGCGUCGGCGUCGGUCACUGAUGACGCGGCGCUGGAGCACACCUCUCCAGCAGAAGAGGAUGACGCCGAAGACUCGGGUCAGGCGGACUUGCCCUUGGGCGGCGCGUUCGAGCUCCUGGUCCUGGGCGCGGUGAUCCCGCAGAAGGAGGAGGAAGAGCCGGCGGCGGAGAUGAAGAAGCCGGCGGAGGAGAUGAAGAAGCCGCCGGAGGAGAUGAAGAAGCCGCCGGAGGAGGAAGAGCCGCCGGAGGAGAUGAAGAAGCCGGCGGAGGAGAUGAAGAAGCCGGCGGAGGAGAUGACGCCGGCGGAGAAGAUGAAGAAGCCGAACAAGAUGAAGAAGCCGCCGGAGGAGAUGGAGGAGAUGGAGACGGAGCCGGCAGAGCUGAUGGCUCUCGCGGUGGAGAGCACAUCCGCCGAGGCGAGUGAGGAGGUGGAAAGCAGAGGCGUCAAGCGGCCCCUUGCUGCGCACGGCUCCCUAGCCAGGGCCUGGCAGGGAAAGAUCCCGGCCAAGGGGAGCGCAAACUCACAGGAGGCGCCGCCGGAGGAAGGAGUGGAAGAAGGAGGAUUGGAAGAAGAAGGAUUCCAAGGAGGAGGAGGAGUGGAAAAAGGAUUGAAGAAGGAGGAGUGGAAGAAGGAUUGGAAGAAGGACUGGAAGAAAAAGGAUUGGAAGGAGAAGGAUUGGAAGGAGAAGGAUUGGAAGGAGAAGGGUUGGAAGAAGGAGUGGAAGAAGGAGUGGAAGAAGGAGGAGGAUGAGUGGAAGAAGGAUUGGAAGGAUGAUGAGUGGAGGAGGAGAUGCCGGCCUGAUGGCCGGGGCGGCUACUACCUGCCGCAUGGCCAGGGCUUCAUCGACAGCCAUGGGCAGCUGCGGAAGCAGCCGGGAGAAGGCCUCAUCGGCAAGACGCGGAACAGAGGAGGGCAGCGCGAGCAAGCCAAGCGGAGCGACAUGCGGGCGCUGAUCAACAUGGUCACGAAGAUCACAGAUCUUCGAGCCGGAGCUGGCCCACCAACUGAGUAG